This is a messenger RNA of Prorocentrum cordatum, 1818 nucleotides long. The record is from the annotation of a GenBank genome assembly. NCBI's taxonomy places the organism in Eukaryota, Dinophyceae, Prorocentrales, Prorocentraceae.
AUGCUUGUUCUGGUGCGGUCUCUCCUCCGCGGCCUGCGGGAGUCGCAGAACACGCCCGUCCUCGCGGCGCUGCUGGGCGGUCGACUGUCGCCGCGGGCCCUGCUGAGGGCCGAGGCCGCGGGAGAGCUGCUCCCGGAGGCGCAGCGCAGGCGCCAGCUUGAGGCGAAGGCGCAGGCCGCAGAGCGGAAGGCCCGCGAGGCCGCGGCGGAGCGAGCGGGCAGCAAGCUGCCGUUCGCCUCCGACAAGAUCCGCUGCCCGGCCUGCGAGGCGUGGGGCGCCCUCUACGAGCGCAUCCCGCACGUGGGCGGCCACCACCACCUGGGCAAGACGGCCUCGCUGGGCGGCACAGACGGGGCGCGCCUGGCGUGCGAGUGCCGCGCCUGCGGGGCGCGCUGGCCGGAGGCGUCUAUGCGAGAGUGGAGCGAGCUCAAGGAGGUGCCGAGCAGGCGCGGCGCGAUCGUGCCCGCCCGCCCGGCCCUGGAGGGGUGCGCGGUGGCACCUGUCGGAGGCUGGCCGAUGGAUGAGUUCCCCGCGAUUGCUGCGCCUGCGCUCGCCGGACCAGGCCUACCGCUCGGCCGCCGUGCAGGCCGCGCGGCCCCUUGGAGGCGGCCCGGACCUGGGCUACCGCGCCGCCUCUGGGAGCCCAGAGGACCUCGCCGGGCAGGGCGCCCCGCCGCACGACGGGGCGCCCUGGCCGCGCGACGCCGCCGCGGCGCCGGAGCGGCGCGGCUGGGAGGCCGAAGCGCGCCGCCUGGCGGAGUGGCGCGCGCGGCUCGCCGCCAGCCUGGGCGGGGCGGACCCCGAGGCGGUGGCCGACGCCCUGGACCUGCUGGAGGCGCAGGCGCGCGAGAUCUGGGCCCUGCGCCUCGCGGCGGCUGGCGCGGACUCCGGCGCCGCGCUGGUCGCCGGCGCUGCGCCCGAGCCCAGGAGCUCCAUCCGGGCCAGCGGGCCGCCAGAGCGCCGCGAGGUGCCUGCUCGGGCGGCCUGUGGCGGCGGCGAGCUCGUGGGCGCGCGGGCGGCCGAGAUGUCCGCGCUGUUCAACGAAGUGGCCGCCGCGCAGGCGCAGGCCGACGCGGCGCGCGAGGCGGAGCGAGGCGCCGCGCACUUGUGCAGCGAGCUGGCGGAGGAGGCGGAGCUGAUAGCGGCCAGGACCGCCGGGGCGGUGGAGGCGGGCGGGCGCUGGCGGCGGGCGCUGGAGGCGGAGGCCGCGCGCUGCGAGCUCUUGGAGCAGAGCUCCACCGAGCUGCGGGCAGAAGCGCUCAGGGGCAAGGAGCUGCGCGCGGAGGUGUCGCGGAUGCAGGAGCGCGCGGCCGCCGAGGCCUGGGGCUGGCGCACGGAGGCCGACGAGUUCCGCCAGGAGUGCGCGGAGCUGCGCGCGACGCUGCGGCGCAUGGAGGACGCGGCCUCCCGCGCGGCCAGCGAGCCGCCCGCCGCCCCCGUGGGGCGGCAGGGGCGGCCGGGCAGCGACGCCGCCGGCGACGAGCUGCACCUGCCCGCGCCGCGGUCCGCUGAGCCUGAGCGCAUCCCGUGGCACAACCCCGAGGCUGUCUUCGCUGCCUUCGCGUCGGCUGGCCCCGCGGGCGAGCGCGCGAUGCGCCCGGCGGACUUCGGCCACCUGUGCGAGAGCCUGCGCCGCGCGCAGGGCCGGGGCGCCACGCCGGCGGAGCACCGCCGCGGCUUCGCCCUCUUCGCGUUCGCGGCGGUGUUUGGGCGGCAGGCUCUGGAGGCGGGUGGGCGGCGGGAACGCGAUAGCCAAUUCCAGGGGCAGCGACAGGGGGGGGGCGCCUUACAGUCGGGGCGUUGACCUAAGGAACCCUA